This is a messenger RNA of Alternaria hordeiaustralica, 1185 nucleotides long. RefSeq lists its product as uncharacterized. Lineage: Eukaryota; Fungi; Ascomycota; Dothideomycetes; Pleosporales; Pleosporaceae. The transcript has a single exon. The record is from RefSeq and is a predicted model, not a curated record. Bases 1 to 1185 code for a protein of 394 amino acids.
AUGGCACGUCCCAAGAAAGCCAGUGUGCCCACAGGAUCGUCCUUGUCCGAUGGACAUGGACGGCGUAAGACUCGCAACGGCGCAUCGCAAGAGGAAGAGGAAGAUAUGCUCGAUAACAUCACCCUGGCUCCACCGGUCUCACAGCCACCGCCAAAAUCGAAACCAAUGCUGUCUCGCAAGAUUCCUAGCGAGUUCGAUCACGUUAUACUCAAGGAAGAGGCUGAUUGCAAUGAAUUCAUCUCCAAGACUGAUGCAUCCGGAGAUUAUCUGCGGGACAUGAAAACUCUAGAGGUUCAUCUCGACACAACUAAACUGUUCGCAUAUACGGAGGACCGUUUCGCAAUGGCACUCAACAAGCUACACCCACGCGCCGACAACGCUACCAAUCCUCACGACUUACAAGCCCUUCUGCUAGUCGUAAAAGGCAACAUACUCCUCACGCGUUACAGCUACCACCUCAUAUCGCCACACCUAUCUGCCUUUGUAAACGACAAACUGAAGAAGCUAGCCGAUGGCAAACUGUCCGACGAGGAGAGAGAUAAGCUACCUUACAAGCUCAACAGCACGGAGAAGCUUCUCGCGACUGCGCUACUUGGCAUUCGUGGAGUGAAGCAGGUUUCUAUCGAGAGCAAAGGAAAAGGAACGGUUGAAGCAGAGUUCGCGGCGACCAUUAAAGCUACGCUGGUCCAGCAUCCGGGGACUGAUAUCUUGGAAGUAAGCGAUGAAGAGUCGGAGUUUUCUACACAUGCGUUGAACAGGCUUGGUUCGAUCUACUCGAAUGCGUAUUCUGGGGACGCGUUGAACCCAUACGCUUCUCUGGCUCCACCGGAAGUAGACCUCGUUGACCAUUCGGAGGAUUCAGACGAUGAUUUGCAGACCGCUGCUAUCGCAGAACCGCAGAAACAUGUCAGACGUAGGCCGAAGAAGGAUGUUCCCAUCGUAAUGUCUGGGCCACGGACGCGUGGAACGAUGGCCAAGAAGACAGAAGAGAUUGGGGAGAACGACGAGAACAACGAUGAAGAGGAUGAGGACGAAGCAUAUGGUCUGGGUCUCGUGCAUAUGGUUCGAAUCUACAAGCAGAAGUCGCGUCCGGGCGAUAUAGAUUCGGAGUCUUCCAGGUACGACGUGUUGCCAGUAGUCCUGACGGCGAGGGAGGAAGCGGUUGAGAUGGGCUGGAAAGUAUAG